Agrilus planipennis (emerald ash borer) is the source of this 854-nucleotide messenger RNA. Its product is annotated as phosphorylase b kinase gamma catalytic chain, skeletal muscle/heart isoform-like. Gene Ontology annotation, molecular function: ATP binding; protein kinase activity. The annotation marks the transcript as partial. Lineage: Eukaryota; Metazoa; Arthropoda; Insecta; Coleoptera; Buprestidae. The record is from RefSeq and is a predicted model, not a curated record. Gene Ontology annotation, biological process: protein phosphorylation. The transcript has 6 exons.
AAUUUGAAUGUUAAGAUAACGGAUUUUGGCUUUGCAAGAAAACUCGAUCCAGGUGAAGUUUUAUAUGAUUUAUGUGGAACCCCUGGUUAUUUGGCACCAGAAACAUUACGUUGCAGUAUGAUGGAAGAUGCACCCGGUUAUUCAUUCCAAGUUGAUAUAUGGGCCUGUGGUGUAAUCAUGUAUACCCUAUUGGUAGGAUGUCCACCCUUUUGGCAUCGUAAACAAAUGAUCAUGUUGAGAAAUAUAAUGGAAGGAAAGUAUUCAUUUUCAUCUCCUGAAUGGGCUGAUAUUUCUGAAGCGCCAAAAGACUUAAUUAGAAAACUACUAGUUGUAGACCCCAAUCACAGGAUUACUAUUAAAGAAGCACUUGCUCAUCCAUUUUUCCAGACCGUGCAAAUGUGGGAUCAAGACAUAGCACCACUGAAGCAUUCUUUAAGGCGCGAUAGUCACCGUUUUAGUCGUAUUGCACAUCUAGCACUGGUAAUUUAGUCACACUAAUUUUCUUUUUCUUCUUUCUCUUUUUUGAAGUGAAACUUCUUUAUCGACGAUAGAAAGAAAAUUUACCUUUAUCAACUGUAGGAAGGAAAUUUACUAGGGCACAAAACCGAAAACUGUGACGUUACUGUGUAACGCGCCAUGUGUGACCCCUGGUGGAUAAGUCCAAAAGGAGUCGUCUUAACAGGCUUCAGAAGCUUGCCUUGGUAGCAACCAAUAAUCCGAAAAUUGCCAAUUCGACAAAUUGUCAGCAGAUUGCACCUACGAUUUACUGCAUAUGUAUUGCAAAUGCGUUUCUGUUUGUUUUAUUUUGUAAUUCCUCUCUGCAGUGUGGUGCAAGCGUAAAAGUUUUUAACAAA